Messenger RNA from Perca fluviatilis (European perch), 4122 nucleotides. Its product is annotated as neuronal acetylcholine receptor subunit alpha-3-like. Gene Ontology annotation, biological process: signal transduction; chemical synaptic transmission; monoatomic ion transmembrane transport. The transcript has 7 exons. The coding region runs from base 204 to 1904 and encodes 566 amino acids. The record is from RefSeq and is a predicted model, not a curated record. Gene Ontology annotation, molecular function: acetylcholine-gated monoatomic cation-selective channel activity; transmembrane signaling receptor activity. Gene Ontology annotation, cellular component: postsynaptic membrane; synapse; neuron projection. NCBI's taxonomy places the organism in Eukaryota, Metazoa, Chordata, Actinopteri, Perciformes, Percidae.
GGAGAGAGGAAGGCGGGACGUGCAGAAGUUGUUCAUGUCGGGAGAGCGCACCACGAGUCCAACAUCUCCACGCUCGGGAGCGUAAAGGAACAUUUUGCUCGAAUCUUGAGGCUUCACAGACGUCUGUAAUGCGUUACUGACAAGACUUCAAUCAUCAGCAUCAUCUUUAUCCUCAGAAAGCAUCGUCAAGCGUCAAUGUAUCAAUGACUUUCUCCAGGAAACUAACAACCGCCCUCCUGCUGGUGCUCCUCGCAGCGCAAGGCUGUUUUUCAUCGAAGGGGGAGGACAGAUUAUUUCGGAGGUUGUUCAGGAGGUACAACCAGUUCAUCCGGCCAGUGGAGAAUGUAUCGGAUCCAGUCACAGUGGAGUUUGAGGUGUCCAUGUCUCAACUGGUUAAAGUGGAUGAGGUGAAUCAGAUUAUGGAAACCAAUCUGUGGCUGAGACAUGUGUGGAAUGACUAUAAACUGAAAUGGGCCCCUGUUGACUACGAUGGGAUUGAGUUCAUACGAGUUCCAUCCAAUAAAAUUUGGAGGCCAGACAUUGUUUUGUACAACAAUGCUGUAGGUGACUUCCUCGUGGAAGACAAGACCAAGGCUCUGCUGAAGUUUGAUGGCACCAUCACCUGGAUUCCUCCAGCUAUUUUCAAAUCCUCCUGCCCCAUGGACAUCACCUACUUCCCAUUUGACUACCAGAACUGCUCUAUGAAGUUUGGCUCCUGGACCUAUGACAAGGCCAAGAUCGACCUGGUGCUCAUUGGCUCAAAGGUGAACCUGAAAGACUUCUGGGAAAGUGGAGAAUGGGAGAUCAUCGACGCACCAGGAUACAAGCACGACAUCAAGUACAAUUGCUGCGAGGAGAUCUACCCGGACAUCACCUACUCCUUCUACAUCCGCCGCUUGCCUCUCUUCUACACAAUCAACCUUAUCAUCCCCUGCCUCCUCAUCUCCUUCCUCACAGUGCUGGUCUUCUACCUCCCGUCUGACUGCGGCGAGAAGGUCACCCUGUGUAUCUCCGUCCUCCUCUCCCUCACUGUGUUCCUGCUGGUCAUCACUGAGACCAUCCCUUCGACAUCACUUGUCAUCCCUCUGAUCGGGGAGUACCUCCUCUUCACCAUGAUUUUUGUCACGCUCAGCAUCGUCAUCACUGUCUUUGUGCUGAAUGUCCACUACCGCACCCCUAUGACUCACACAAUGCCGGAGUGGGUGAGGUCUGUGUUCCUCGGGGUGCUGCCCAGGGUGAUGCUGAUGAGGCGGCCUAUCGACCAGGGCUGCUCCCCCCCUGCCAGUAUUACAGGAGGGAGCAGCGGGGGAAACACAAAGAGGAAGAACAGCAUAGGAGGAGGAAGUGGCUCAGGAAGUGUGAGUGUCGGGGGUAUAACUGGAGGUGUAGCGUGUGCACCGCUGGAUGGUUGCACAGGAGUAGGAGGGGCCGCCUCAGCUGGCAGCUCCAUGAACUGUGUGGAGUACGGUGAGAUGAACCGUGAUGUGAACCGGGAUAUGAACAGGAGGUGCCCCUACAGAGGCAAGGAGGUACCGACUCCUGUCCCUCCCACAAUGGUGCCUCCUCCUCCUCCUCCUCCUCCUCCUCCCCCCCCACAGGCACCUCCGACCCAGGUGCCCCAGGAGUCAGAGUUGCCCAAGGUGCCAAGGCCGCUAAAUGCCCCUACAGCUGUCAACGCUGUUGUUGCCUUCUCCUUGGUGUCUCCAGAGAUCAAGCAGGCCAUAGAGAGCGUGAAGUACAUCGCAGAGAACAUGAGGACUCGCAACAAAGCUAAAGAGGUGGAGGACGACUGGAAGUACGUUGCCAUGGUCAUCGACAGGAUCUUCCUGUGGGUUUUUGUGACCGUGUGUGUGCUGGGAACAGUGGGACUCUUCCUCCAGCCACUCAUUAGCUUCUUUCAAUGAGAAACUCUUCUUUGUCCUGUCCAUUUGUCCCUCUUUUUUUUGUCUAUUUCUGUCUGUCACGUUAUCCCACUUGAAUUACUUUGGGAAUUAUCCCUGUUGCAGCUCUUUCACAUCAAACACUUAACUGUCUUCUUUUUCCUUCUCUGGCGUUCUGUCUCUCCUCUCUCUGUCUCAUGCUCUUCUCUGGGACUCCAUCAUCAGACAUCACUUCUAGCUCUCAGCUGUUUCCUCACAUGACUUACCCUGAUUUCCCCAUGUCAUCUUUGCCUUGCCCUCUCAAUGUGCACGCAAUGCUGUUACCCAGUCUCUUCCUCUCCAACAAUGUUAUUUUCUGACAUGAUAAUCACAUCUGCUCUCCUUCCUCUUUCCCUUUCUCAGUUUUUCUCCUCUCCUCAGCCAUAUUCUGACCUGCCCCUGCCUACAGCUUAUCUAUUCAAUUUUGUUCGUUCUUCUCUGCAUUUCCAUUCUGUGUUUUACUGAAAAAUCCAUUGUUAUUGUACAAUCUUAUACAAUAUGUUACAAUGUCAGGUAAUUAUUAAAGUAAUUAUUAUAAUUGCUCUAACAGAACGUCUUAAUAAACAGGAAGGGAUACCUGAAUACCUUUUUGUGAGUUUUGCAGUAGGACUUUGGCGUUGUAGGCCAGUGCAAUAAGACACACUUUUGAGAAAUGUAGUAUAUCAUUUCUGUGUUAAAGACAUAUACUGACAGCUGGUAAUAAUAAGUAUGAUGUUGUGAUGUGAAGGUCAUCUGAUGGCUGGCACCUGUACAUAUGUUUGUAAAAUAAAAAAAGAUUUAUGCAUGGCUUCUGAGAAGGAUGCUAUGGCUGUACACGCAAAAUGUGUUUUCCACGUGCUCACACUAAACUGGCCUUUGCACAUCAAGUUCAUGUAUUUCGUAUGGGGUCAUCCUAUAACAAUGAUUACGCACAGAAACCUUGCACACUGAGUCUUAUGCGUGUUAUUACAUGUAUGUGGGUGCAAUGAAUAGUGCUCGUCCCAAACAGGGCUAAUUAAUUAAUGGCAUUAGCAAGAAGCUAUCGUUUAGCUGCCUAGAGCUUAAUCACUUUCUAAUCUUUCAUACAUCCUUAGGUUUGCGAUCAGUACCUACCAUCCCUGAUUCCAAGCUGUUCUGCAAUCACCUGCCACAACCUAUCUUUAAAUUCUGCUUCUCUGUAUUCUUUACUUUGUUUAUCAUAAAGUGCUUUGUGUUGGAAGACGUUAAAUCAGUUUAUCAGAUGCCAUUUUGGAUGAUGACGUUUUGCAUGUACGGUGUCUCUGAGGGGUCAAACAUCUCUCUAAAGGCUUUUGAUGAAUGCGAAAUUAACAAACUUGUUCCAAAAACUAAUGAUCGCUGAAGGUUUCGGAUUUGGUGUGUGAAGGCAUUAAGUUUAAUAAUUACGCAUCGCACAUGAAUUCACAACUUCACUGCAAACUUACAAUCUAUAGAAUCUCUUUGAAAUGUAGAUUAAACUUGUAAAAAGAUAAAAAGCCAAACGGUCUCAUGUAAUUUAAUAAUAAAGAAGGUCCUGGACUCAAACUGUGUGUGGAGGUUGCUAUCGUCUCCCUGUAUUUGUGAGGGCUUCCUCUGAUGCUCCAGUUUCCUACAAUACUGUAGUCAACUUGCCACAUAUGUACCCUGCCUCUUAACAUCCUUUAACAUUUCAAAAGCAGCUAACUUAUUAUGCAAAGAAUAUUGCAACAUAUUUAUCAAUGUCUUAGUACCAUAGCAUACAAUUAAUGGUAAAACAGUAUUCUGCUUGAAUUGAAUGUUCCCUGAUAUUUACCAACUUAGGGCAGGUCUGGUCAGAUGCAUAAUUAUUGAGUUUAUGUACUAUAAUAUUGAGGCAAUAUUAGCCAAUAUUAGCCAAUGUAUUUAUAAGGAAUUGGAUUUGUUUUUAUUAUGUUCACCUACAGCAGUAGACACACUUUUUGUUCUGCUGUUGUUGGUAAGCAUCUAUAGCAUUACAUUCUAUUUCACUUCUGGAUGUGUUAGUUUUAGCAAAUGGCACAAGAGCCAAAUAUCUGUCAGUGACAGAUGAUUCUGGUGUGUGUUUUCUCGUUAUAUAACAGUCUUGGUGAUUGGUUCUAAAUCUCUGUAAAGACCUGUCUUAUUAAGUGAGUAUGUAAGAUUUGUUAACAACAGCAAGCACCACUGACCAUCUAACAGUCAAACACUUUGUGACUGGAAACUCCCCUGAAUAAAUAUGUGAGGAACUGAA